UCAUAACCCUGCGCGCUGGCGUAUAUAACAAGAGCUCCAGCUUAUUCGUAAAUACAACAGUGUUUGGAAGUGAAUAUCGAGCAAUAACAUGACUGAAUUGGCAAUUUAAGAAGAAACUUUAUUUUAUUCCUCCUCAUCAUGAAGCGCCUUUACCUGGUGGAGCCGGUAGUGGCUCUGUAUGCUUUUAGCAGUUUUCUCAUCUACCCGCUGGUCCAGCAGUAUGUGUACAGGAGGUUCUGGCAGCAGCUGACCAACACGCCCUAUCCCGUCUCAGACAACACCUCCAGAUGUGCUCCAAGUAACAGCAGCAGCAACCAGACCAACUUCCAUAAGGAGGUGCAGAACCAGACGUCUCUUUUCUCCCUUUACUCUGAGCUCCUCUCCACAAUCCCAUCUUUGAUCGUUACUCUUGUGCUGGUGGCCUAUAGCGACCGGGGCGGACGCAAGAUCACCAUCAUUAUGCCUCUUAUCGGCAUGCUGAUAUAUACCAGCACCUUCCUAGCUGUGUCCUUCUUUGAGCUCAACAUCUACCUUCUCAUCGGCUCUUCCUUCCUUAGCUCUCUGUUUGGGGGUAUCAGCACUUUCCUGGGAGGCUGUUUUGCCUACAUAGCGGACUUGUGCCAAGACGACCGGCAGAAGACGCUGCGAAUGGCUGGAGUGGAUAUGAUGAUUGGACUGUUGUCUGGAGUGGCUGCGAUAUCUACAGGUUACUUCCUGAGAGCUGCAGGCUUUAACUGGCCUUUCUUAACUUCAGCCCUGUGCCUGUGUUUGACACUAGUCUAUGCAGUUUUUAUCCUGGAGGAGACUGUGAGAAAGACUCCCGCUGAUGGCAGUGAUAUAGACGGGUCUCCCCAGUGCCCUAGGUUGAGACAGUUGAUCUUUGGGUUCUGCCAGAUCUUUGCAAGAGCAAGCUACAAGUGUAAAAUAGUCUUAGCCCUCCUGAUGAUCAUCUUCACCAGCUUCGUCUUCACCUACAUUGGAGGCAUCUCCUUGAUGACACUAUACGAGCUAAACGAGCCACUGUGCUGGACUGAGAUUCUGAUUGGCUAUGGCUCAGCACUGUCCACCACGGUGUUCUUGACCAGUUUCCUGGGAGUGUCGGCAUUCACAUACUGUGGAGUCCCGCAGCUGCUGAUCGCUGCAUUGGGGAUCCUGUCUGUGCUGUCAGGAAUGAUCAUGUUGGCGUUUGCAAAGACCACAGUUCUGAUGUUUUUAGUAAGGAUCCCCAUGCUGCUGUCCAUAAUGCCUUUCCCUGUUCUCCGCUCGGUAAUGUCAAAGAUCGUCUCCAAGUCUGAGCAAGGAGCCCUUUUUGCUUAUCUUUCCUUUCUGGAGAGUUUAUUUAACAACGUUGGAUCUGCAGUCUUCAAUAGUAUCUAUGCUGCCACGGUGGGGUGGUAUCCUGGUUUUGUCUUCCUCUUAGCUGCGGGACUCUGUGUCAUUCCUUUAUCUGUGAUUGCUGCAGUGGCUUUAAUCGGAGUGGAUGUUACCACUGAACCCAUAAAGUCAGAAGAUGGAACCUCUGAUGAGGAUGGCCAGGCUGAGGAGAACGACACCAGUCCUCUUCUAAGCUCUUCUUCUGUUAACACCUCAGCUGGACAUUGUUAACGUAUUUACCUUUUAAGUAUGUCAGUGACUUCAGUUUUCUGGGUUGAUACACCAGGAAAGUUUCAUUUUUUGUUGUUAAAUUAGUUUUGAUACAGUGCUUCUUCUUUCUGCAGGAACUUUGUUACUCAGCAUCAGUUUUAUUUAUUUUUUUUAAAUUCCAUUGAAUUAGAAAUGCCAUCUAUUGACAAAAAUAUGCUUAAGAAGGAGAAAGUGAGCUUUAUAUUCCCCAUAUAUUUCAGGGGAAUAUAUGUGCGCUGCGUCAUUUGAGAUGUAUGAAUGUUUUUACAACUUUUGAUUAAUUCAUAAUUAAUUGUUUAAUAAUUCCACCUUUUAAUUUACACCUUUUAACUGUUAGCUAUUUUCUUGGACAAUUUUCACCAAAGUUCUAAAGCUGCCUAAUUUUCAUACAGUUUGAAGUAACUGAUUUGAUCACAUUCGUUGACUUUUUACAAAUACCGUUUUUUUGGGGAAUAUAAGCCGCUACUUUUUUCCCACGCUUUGAACCAUGCAGCUUAUAGCCAGGUGCGUCUUUUCUGUGGAUUUUUCUUCAACCGCCACGGGGAUCUUCAGCAGGAAGUGAAUCAUUAGAAGUCAAAAUUGGAAAUCAAAGAAGAAAGCGCUGAUUUUCAUUUACACAAGCACAUUCUAGCAGCAAGCACGACGGAGAAAUGUUUUCAAACUCAUACCCCCUCAUCAUGGAAACCACACGAAGAAGUUCAUAUGAUGCUGCUUUUAAGUUGAAGGUAGUACAGAUCAAUUGCAGCUGCACGUAAGCUCGUCCUGAAUGAAUUUAUGGUUCGGCGUUGGAGACGCAGGGCUGCGUCCUUAAUAGCAGAUUUAUUAAGGAAAACCGAGAGCGGCGGAGACACCAGCGGCUUAUAGCUCGGUGCAGCUUAUAUAUGUAUGCUUCCAGUUUUAAAAAAAAAAAACAAACUUUGAGGGUUUGAGUGAGGUGCGCUCUAUAGUCCGGAAAAUACGGUACUUAGGACACAAACAAUUAUCUUGCCAAACAUCUUCCCUGUUAUCUAAUUCCAAAAUGCUUUGUUGCAGAAUGUAUUAAUUUGACAGUCUUGGGUUAAAAUGGUGUUAUUCAUUGUUUUAUUUAAACCAGAAAAGGGACAGACAGUGUAGUUUGACUGAUUUUUUGCUGUGUUUUUAAUUUCAUAUUGUGUAAAUGGACUGUACUUGUGUAGCACUUUAUGUAGUCCAGUCCAGUGGACUCCAAAGCGCUUUUUAUUACAAGCUACAACUGCCCUGGAACAAUCUGACCGAAGCUGCCAUUCAAUCUGCACCACCACCUCUGACUACCACAAGCAGGCAAGGCAGGUGAAGUGUCUUUCUCAAGGACAAAGUGAGUAAUAGAGUGGGGUUCAAACCUUUAUCCCUGAGCUACUGUCGCCCUAUGUGAAACAUGUAAAAGUAUGUUUCUUUUCAAAAGUAUUUGCACAAUUUGUAACUUUAUGUGUUCCUUUGUCUUUUUGUUGUUUUGUUAUGUGUAAAAUUAUGAAAAAUAUAAAAGUAAAUAAUAUUUAAAAAAUGACACUAGGGAAGACAGAAUUAAAAGGGAAACCAGCCCUUGAAUUUUUAACACAUGUAUUUGUGUUGAUAAACUAGUAUGUAUUGGGAAGUGAAAAAUUUAAUGAGGCAGAGAAUGCUUUUUAUGUUUUUCUAAAGACAACUUGCUCGUUAGGUGAGCACUUUACAUCUUAAUUAGCGGUGACAAAGAACACCACUAAUUAAGAUCCACUAACUGGCAAUAGUGAAGUUUGUUUUUUUCCCCCCUGGGAGACAGUGACUUGAAAUGGAAAACUGUUACUAGGGAGCUAAAAUGUAGGUCAGUUCAGAAAUAAAUACACCUUGUGUGGAAGUUAUAAGCCAUAUUAGUAUUGUGUGCUUUGUAAUCUUUUCAACAUGUAAUAAAUCUGUAGAAAUAAGGUUAAGCUUACAGAGACAAAUCCAGGUUCACAAGAAGAGAAUCAAUGCCACAGGACUGAACCUUUGAUUUUAAAUAUUACCAAAAGGUAGACAUUCUAAUGCAGCUUUUUGUGGAUCAAAGUUUUAUAGAUAAAAUUGAUUUUUUUUUUGUAUCAAAAUACACUUUAUACUAGUUGAGGUGUCUUAAUAAAAUGAGCAUACAAAAAAGUUGUCUGUCUCUUUAAAAAUGUCCAGAAGAACCAAUCAGAGCUAAACUACUUUUGUGUUUAUCAGUUUUUCUCUUUUUGGUAGGACCUCAGCUGUGGCCAGACACAUUUGAAGUUGAGUCUGUUCAACAACAAAGUGCUGUUUAAAGAAGCUUUUCUUACAAGCUUUCUUGAAAGCUUACAAGAUACUGACAAUAAGCAACUUUCUUAAAAGUUUACAAAAAAGCUGCUUGAAAGAAAAACA
Molecule: messenger RNA, 3990 nt
Organism: Xiphophorus hellerii (green swordtail)
Lineage: Eukaryota; Metazoa; Chordata; Actinopteri; Cyprinodontiformes; Poeciliidae
Product: solute carrier family 46 member 3
Exons: 6
Coding region: 139-1605 (488 amino acids)
Biological process (GO): vacuolar transmembrane transport
Cellular component (GO): lysosomal membrane
Molecular function (GO): transmembrane transporter activity
Source: RefSeq, a predicted model, not a curated record